AAGAAGCAGUGGGCAAGAAGGACUACAGUCUGAAGACUUAACAAUGAAUUCUCUCUAUUUUUGGCUCUCUGCAUUCAUGUCAGUUUCAGUUCGGGGUCAUACGGUUUCUGAUAAGGGUUGGUCACUGACAAUCGCGGAUGGAGUGAGGGCUGAGGAAGGAGGCUCCGCUGUCUUACCCUGCAGCUUCACCCACCCUGACACUCACCUCACACUCACCGGCUCUGUCAUAUGGAAAAAAUAUAAAAAAGGUGCAAUCUUUAAGUGUAUAUAUCCUGGUCCAGACCAUUCCCAGGGUGAGCUGUGUGAGAAUGUGAGACAGCGGGACGGUGGGAAUCGAUUCAGAUUCGUGGGGAACCUCAGCAACAAAGAUGCCUCAAUAAUGAUGGAGGGACUGAGCCGGGAGGAUGAUGGUUCCUAUCGGUGUCGUGUGGAGCUCAAUAUCGGCAAGUUUGGAACUCGGAGAGGAACAGGUCUGGAAGUGGAAGCUGCUCAGGGAAAUGUCUCAGUGGUGAGUGGGACAGAGGGAGAUUCAGUUACUUUACCCUGUAUCUUCAGGAGCUGGGACUCCCACACCCUGACCACUGUUACCUGGAUGAGGAAGGAGCCCUACCAACGCAUCGUUACAUUUACAGCCCAAUCACAGGGAACUUGGACAACUGUACACGGUGGAAAUCGGUACGAGCUCAUCGGGGACCCAGAGGAGGGAAACGCUUCAACCAGGAUAAACCAGCUGAGAGUGAGGGACAAUCACACUUACCUGUGUCUGGUGGAAUACAGAUCAGAACCUGAUUCUCAGUAUCUGAUCCAGAAAGAGACUCAGCUACAGGUCAUACCUGUGAAGGGGCCUGAGCCCACCAUUGUGAUACAUCAACUGAUCAUCUCACUCCUCAGCCUCCUGUUCAUCUUCUUCAUCCUUAUCAUCAUGUUCAUCAUCUUCAGGAAGAAAGGAGGGUACACACAGAAAAUAGAGCAGACCACAUCGUUGAAAAGGAAUGAUCCAGGACCAUCCAGCAUUCCUGCGACUGAUCAGGUCCAACAAACAACUAUUCCAGAUCAGGACAGUUCCAUCCUCUAUGCCGAGAUUGACAGCAACAGAACAGCUCAGCCUGACUCCUGUACCUAUGCCAGCAUCGUGUUUGACAGCAACAGAAAAGGUGAUAAGAGUCUCUUAGUUGCGGAAUCAGAAGACACGGAUGUAACCUAUGCAGCUGUUAUGAACACACAUUAGGAGUGAGUAUUUACUACGGAGAUGGAUUAGAAUUGUUUGAAAGCCAAGGAUUGUUUAAGGAAUACUGUAUGUUUUUGAAAGCAAGUAUCCUGACACUCAUUGUAAGUACUGUUUACACAGCUGCUGGGUCAGACGUAGCAGAAGGUGCAGACGAGCUGGAGACAAGGGCGUGUACAAAUGGAGAUUCAGCUGGCAACAAGUAUCUGAUUGGCCUUUGUACUAAUGACUAGUAAUCAAUGACAAAAACUUUGUGCUGCCAGCAAUGAUGUGAUUGCUUCCCAGGUAACUGAACAGCUUGUGUUGAUGUGAACAAUAUUGGGAGAAGCCAUCAAGCCAUCACCAGUUCAGGAACUGAUCAUCAUCAGCUCUGUUACCUGCAAUAAAACUUUAACUCUGAGGACACUGAGCUUAUUUUCUUUUCUUUUAGCAGUUGCAAUAAGCUCUGACCUUUGAUAAAUAAGUCAGGCCAAUUAUAAGCCACCCUGUGUCUCGUGUAAACCAAUGACAACAUCUGCACAUGGAAGAUGGAGAAAGAGAAGGAAGUAGCAUUCUGAUCACAAGCAUCAUCUCAGCAGAUCCUGUGAACUGGGACCACUGAAACUGCUUUCUGUGUUUUCCUUCAAAUCAAAGAUGAAUGUUUCAUUCCUGUCUGUAUGUGUAUGUGUGCGCACUUAAGGGGAAUUCGUUCAUGAGGAUCUUAGAGUUUUAACAAGUGUCAAUGGUUUGUCAUUAUUUCUCUGGAAUUCGCAUCUAUUUAUUUGUGAAAAAUAGUAAUCUUUGUAAAUCCAGAAACGUAGUCUGUGCUUCUUGGCAAUCUGGGUCGAAAACUCAGUUGAAGUGGAGAAUUUUGUGAACUUCUAUAAAAUCUCCCAACUUUUGUGACGACCUUGGGAAUAGUGAGGCUUGAUUUCCAAAAUGCUACCUCAGUGAGAUGUAAAAAGAUCCAUCUAGGUGUAAUAUGAUAUUGACGUAUGCCUGUGGUCUGUCAAUGUAGUUUACAUAAAUAUUAUGUAUCUCUA
Molecule: messenger RNA, 2247 nt
Organism: Chiloscyllium plagiosum (whitespotted bambooshark)
Lineage: Eukaryota; Metazoa; Chordata; Chondrichthyes; Orectolobiformes; Hemiscylliidae
Source: RefSeq, a predicted model, not a curated record